AUAAUAACAAUCCAACAAAACGUAUAGGGAAAGGAAUCGUCGUCUGAAGAAAAACAAGUAAUUUAACCACCAACGAAAAGUACAAAAUAUGUCCCAGACAAGUGAUGCAACCCCACAAUCCACUCCCGGCAGUCAGGCUCUGAUAAAUUUCCACAAAAAGCCGCAAGCUGUGGAAGCAUUCAAACGGCCAUCCGAAAUUGGUGUGAUACGAAAGAAACCCAAACCCAAGAUUCUCACCGAAGAGAAGUACAUCGAAGAAAUAUCCAAAAUUAUACAGCGGGACUUUUUUCCCGAUCUGGAGAAGCUGAAGGCACAAAAUGAAUACCUCGAUGCAAUGGAACAGAAGGACUAUGCGCGGAUGGAAUCCAUUAGGGCUAAAUACAGUGGGAAGCAGCACAGUGAGAGGAGUAGAUCCAUGACCCCCGCCACUUUUGAAACACCUGCCAGUUUUGGCGAAAGAACACCACGCACCAACAGUGCAGCAGACACUCCCGGGGCGAGUUCCGUCACUUCCGAAACUUCACAAAAAUCAACCUCAGUGGCUGACAAACAUUCUUUGGACUCCUUUCUGCAGGCCUACACCAGUGAGGACAACGAUAGUUUCCAACAAAUUGUGGAUACUGCCGAUGCCAAGUUAAGACAGAAAUUCUCAGUCCUCUACAACGAAGAAAAACUGUCGGCUGAGAAAUUGGCCAGAGCCUUAACACUACCCAACAUAGAGAAACAAUUUGAAGAACCCGAUCCUAUGAGAUGUAUAGAGACAUGGAAUUAUACAAAUAAAAAUUCCAUAAUGUACACACCAGAUGGGGUAGAACUGACAGAAAAGGAGAAAAUCGAAAUGGCAAAUCGUCGUCAGGUGAUACAACACAGUGCCACUCGCCUACACACCACACCCUUUAAGGAUGAUGAUAAGGUGAAACCUAAAACUGGUUCCACAACAGAUACAACUACUGAAUUAACAGUUAUGGGUGAAACCAACAAUCCCAUGGCUCCACAAAUAAAUCGUUUUGAUUUACUAAAAACCCCUUCCCCCAGACCUGGUGAAGCCUUCUCGCCCCUCAUGACAUGGGGUGAAAUUGAAGGAACUCCCUUUCGUUUGGAUGGCUCCGAUACUCCAGUACGCCCCAAUGUGGGACCUUCAUUUAAAAUCAACGAAAACUCCCGCCGUGAAUCCAUUGCUUUGGCCUUAGCCGAAAAGGUUGGCGAAAAGAUGCGUGCCCAAAAGCGCAGAGCGAAAGAGACAGCACACACAAAUAUCUCCUCACCAUUUAUACGUUCAAAUAUGGAACGUUUAGCUUCUAUGUCACCGGCUGCGAGAAAUUUGGCAACCAUGAAACUGGGUAUACGUUCAACGCCCAGUAUGUUGACACCAUCGCCGCUGAGAACGCCAAAAUUGAAAGUGACACCGAAAACAAGCGCAGCCAGGAGUACGCCAGAUGUGGGAGUUAAAAAGUCCUCAGUUAAGGCCUCGCCAAGACUUGUGCCAAAAGUCUCUAUGGCAAAUAUUGAAUCAAAUCUUAGUGCAACUGGUGGAACGCUUACAGAUGAUUUGCUGAACAUACCCACAACUAAACGUGCCAGAGCGGCAGAUUUCUUCUAGCCGACUCCACAAGUAGUUAGAUGAGUAGAACAACGACCAAUGGGAAUUGUUAGAAUGAAUGUUUUGAAAUAUUUAAGGUACAUUAUGUUAACGCUUUACCCAGUGUUAGUGGGUAAGUUGGGAAUAAAUAGACACGUGCAAAAAAAUCGA
Molecule: messenger RNA, 1750 nt
Organism: Musca domestica (house fly)
Lineage: Eukaryota; Metazoa; Arthropoda; Insecta; Diptera; Muscidae
Gene: Es2
Product: splicing factor ESS-2 homolog
Exons: 2
Coding region: 89-1600 (503 amino acids)
Cellular component (GO): catalytic step 2 spliceosome
Source: RefSeq, a predicted model, not a curated record